GUUUGCGGACGCGCGAUUAGGACGCGACUCUCAAUAGGGGAUACGGAUUGUCUGUCAAAUACUGUACGGAAUAUUCGAGCAAUCCAUUAUUUGUCUCGGAUGCGCUUGAACACGUUUUGAGGGGACCUCGUGCGAUGUUGUUCACGACAAUCCCGCUAACACGCCGUUUCGUACUUUCGUGAGGAUCGUAAUCAGAUGAGCUCAGAAUCUCAAUGGCAGUGUUGUGUAUUACUGCGAUGAAAGAUGCCAAUUCUUAAAGAGCUGUACUUCUACUGAAGUGGUUCUGGUUCAAGAGGCCUGCUAAAGCACAAUGAGAGCCAUUGUAUCAAUCGCACUGAUCACACUGCUGUGUGUCAUAAGUUUAGCCCCUGUCAAUGCCGAUUGGAAGUGUGCCAGUAAAAAGAAAAAUGUUGAUAAUCUUUCUUUGAGACAGAGCUCGACAGGUGUACCUGAAGAUGCAUCCAAUGACCAUAAUGGAAAUAAAAAUGUCAAAUUUGACACAUGUAAUAAUUUCUGUCAUGCCUUAUGGCAAGAGGAUAAGACUGCAAAUGGUACUGAAAUUAUAAUUUUAUCGCAAGGUUGUUGGAAACAAUCUGGUGAGCAAAAAUGUGAAAAUGCAGAAUGUGUUGCACUUGAGAGAUCUACAAAAGCUUUGAACAAUACAAAAUUUUGUUGUUGUCAUGGAGAUUAUUGUAAUCUUAAUAUUACAAGUUCUAAUCUUGCUUACUCAGAUAACAAAAUAUUUAAUCCUCUUUCCUCACAAAAAAAUCAGCCAACUACAGAAUAUCUUGAACAGUCAAAUUCUGAACGAUGGAUGCUUAUUAUAGUAGGCAUCGUACUAUGUGCAUUACUAGUGUUAUGUAUCAUAGGGAUGAUCAUGUACAGAAUGUAUCAUAAUAAUUUAGCAAGGUUAGGCAAUCCAUUACCUUAUAAUGAUCAAUUCAUGGAUAGUACAGCAUUAAGAACUGGUACUUAUACGGUUGAUCAUUUGAAACUCACAACUAUUGUAGGUCAAGGACGAUAUGGAUCAGUUUGGCAAGGUAGCAUGGGAGAUCAAGAUGUUGCAGUUAAAAUAUAUCCCUCACACUAUCGCAACUAUUUUCAGAAUGAGAAAGAUACUUAUUGUUUACCUUUUAUGAAGCAUCCAUCAUUAUUAAGCUAUUAUGGUACGGAUGAAAGAAUAAGUAUGGAUGGUAAUGUUGAAUAUCUUUUGGUAUUCAGUUUUGCUCCAGGUGGUAGUUUAACAGAUUUUUUACGAAUACACACUAUUGAUUGGACUACAUUCUGUAAAAUGAGUCUUUCAAUAGUUAAAGGACUUGCUUAUUUGCAUACAGAUAUACGCAAAGUGACUGGUGACUGUGAAAAGUUAAAACCAUGUAUUGCACAUAGAGAUAUAAAUUCGAGAAAUAUAUUAAUCAAAGCUGAUGGUACUUGCUGUAUUUGUGAUUUGGGUUUGGCAGUUCGAAUCUCUGGAUCUAAGUAUUAUUCUAAUGGAGAAGAACAGCAUGCUGAAUUAAAAUCAAUUAAUGAUGUGGGCACUUUGAGAUAUAUGGCACCAGAAGUAUUAGAAGGUGCUGUUAAUUUACGAGAUUGUGAAAGUUCUUUAAAACAGAUAGAUGUUUAUGCAAUAGGAUUAGUUCUUUGGGAAUUAGUUACAAGAUGUUCUGACAUUUAUAUUCCUGGAUCAGAAGUACCGCAAUAUAAACAGCCAUAUGAAAAUGAAAUAGGUCUUCAUCCAACAUUUGAACAAAUGCAAAAUUUAGUAUCACGUAAUAAAGCCAGACCACUUUUAGAAAAUAAUAUAGUGGAUAGACCAGGGGUGCGUUUGAUUAAGGAAACUAUGGAAGAUUGCUGGGAUGCUGAUGCGGAAGCUCGUUUAACUGCUUUGUGUAUAGAAGAACGACUUUCGGAAUUGCAGUCUCAUCGUGUAACAAUGCACUUUACUGAUGGAAGUCCAAUGGUGAAUUCUCAUUGCACCUUAGUGCCUUCAACAACAAACAGUCUUUAUAGCGAGUCUUCGCAUCAUGACAAUGUACAUGUUGUUCAACUUGCAUUAAACAUGGUCCAAGAUGGUAAUACUAAUGACAGCGCAAUAGCUGAAAAUUUAGUUACAUUAUCACCAUCUGAUAAUGUUGCUCAUGAACACAGUUUUAAAAAUUCAAAUGAAGUAGCAACAUAUAAUCAUACUCAUACGCUUCAGCCGUAUCAAGGCAGAAAUCCAUGUAUGGAGAGAAAUUUAAUGUUACAAUCGGAUUCGUUAGACGACUUGGGCUGUAAUGGUAACGUUCUCGUGGAUAAGUCACUGAAGCAUGCGUGUUAUGAUCAAUAUAAGAUCGCCACAGAAGCACAAGGUCUGGUUUCACACGAUUACUUAAGUCAACACACUACCCAAUUAACGCAACUCAGACCAGCGACGCCUAUACCAUAUGUCCAAAAUGUUAUUUCCGACGAAGGAUCAACUUCGUGUAAUAAGCGAAAACAAACGAACAUACAAGACUCGUCGCUUCAAGAAAGUCCGCGAAAAAAACUAUUUGCCUGGCCCAAUUUGAAAAAGUUGCUCAUUAACAAAAAGAUGUAUCCGUAUAGCAGAUACCAAAUAGACAGGGAGGAUUCUAAGUCGAAUUUAUUAUCAAAACAAAAUAUACAAAUUAAAACUGUCGAAACAAACGUAACAAUCUCGCCUGGAGGAAAGUAUGUUAAUGGUAUUGUUGGUAAAACUUCUACCUCGACGAUGCCAGUAGAGAAGAACGACAAAAAUACGACGCAAAUGGGGAAGCAAAAACAAUAUGAGACUGAUAAUGCGACAUCUAACGCACGUCCUUCUACUUUACCACUUGUAAAUUUAAGAAACAAAAAGAGAGAAAACAAUCUAAGCAGACAACAGAGCAUUGAUAAAUUUAACGAAGUCUUUAAUGUGGGUUCAAACGUAAACAAUGCACUAAAAGACCCACAUAUGAGAAUAAAAACACCUGGUGAUUUGCCACCAUCUGUUAGAAAAAUUCGUGGUCGUGCACAAUCAACAGCCAGAUUUUCUCUCUACGACGAUCGUAUGAUGUGCAAUAUCUUGAAUGAAGAAGAUGAUCGAAAUGACAAAGCCAUUUGGAAUUCAGUGCCAUUUGGUAUGGAUCUCGGUGAUAAUGAUGGGAAACAUUCACCAACGAAACUUGGUACCAAAAAUGUUACGUGCUUUUAAUCAGAUAUGAUAUUACUGUAUUUGUAAAAUCUUUAUGUUUAUAACUUAGUCACAGAAAUGUUGUAGGACCUCUAGCUUCAAUUUAUGUACAGAGAAAGAGAGAAAGUGAGU
Nylanderia fulva is the source of this 3304-nucleotide messenger RNA. RefSeq names its product kinase protein wishful thinking (gene wit). Gene Ontology annotation, biological process: cellular response to growth factor stimulus; BMP signaling pathway; protein phosphorylation. Gene Ontology annotation, cellular component: signaling receptor complex; plasma membrane. NCBI's taxonomy places the organism in Eukaryota, Metazoa, Arthropoda, Insecta, Hymenoptera, Formicidae. Gene Ontology annotation, molecular function: transforming growth factor beta receptor activity; ATP binding. The record is from RefSeq and is a predicted model, not a curated record.